AUGAAAAAAAGACCAGCUCUCACCUCAACUUCUUCAAGUAAAACUGCCGACCAGCUCUCCCCUAAACCUACUUCUCAAGACACUACCUCAAACGAAAAUACUCCUUCCAAACUAAAUACUACCAAAUCAUCACAACCCGAAAAAAAAAUAAAACGAAAUAAAUUCGUAGAAAAUAUAAUCCUACAACUCGAUGAAAUACUCGAACCCAUUAAAACCAAAUUUGAAGAAAUACCCAAUAAAAAAAUAAAUUACAAUCAGUUCAAAUACAUAAUUGAAAACUCGAUCGGCAUAUCAAAUCCAAAGACAGCACUGAAAAAUUUCAACAUUACAAUGAUCGAAAUGAUAGAGAUCAUUAAGCCUAAAAUCAAAACCCAGAAUAUAAAAACAGAUUAA
Messenger RNA from Macrosiphum euphorbiae (potato aphid), 393 nucleotides. NCBI's taxonomy places the organism in Eukaryota, Metazoa, Arthropoda, Insecta, Hemiptera, Aphididae. The record is from the annotation of a GenBank genome assembly.